This is a messenger RNA of Syzygium oleosum, 1974 nucleotides long. RefSeq names its product F-box/kelch-repeat protein SKIP11-like. Gene Ontology annotation, molecular function: protein binding. The transcript has 2 exons. The record is from RefSeq and is a predicted model, not a curated record. Lineage: Eukaryota; Viridiplantae; Streptophyta; Magnoliopsida; Myrtales; Myrtaceae. Gene Ontology annotation, cellular component: nucleus. Bases 309 to 1640 code for a protein of 443 amino acids.
AACACCGCACGGCUCCGCGUUCGCGUGUCUCUCUCUCCCCGGACGUCCGGCUGCUCGGCAAACUCCACGGCGGAGGCCCUCCGCCCUUUCCCGAUCCGAGAAGCGGAGCAUCGACCGGCCCCGAUGAAGACUUUGCUGGGACCUUCGGUGCUCGCAAGUCGCAAUUUUGUUUGAAGGGGGUCUUCAUUUUCUGGGUGAAAGGGGCAACCAAAAGAAGAAAAAGGAGAGAAAAGGAAGGUGGGGCUGAUAAAUCGGAGUGCGAGUGGUUUAGUAAUUUUCUGGUUCUCCCCCGGUAGAAUAACAAAGACAUGUUGGAAGGUCGGUCCUGUCUGAUCCCGAGGGUGCUUGCAAACUCUUGCCAGUCGGAAAGUAAUUGGCCAGGUUGCAUGAGUUUCCGGCUUGAAAUCGACAUUGGGAGUAGCAAGCAUCCUCGGGAUAUUGAUGGCAAUGAAGAUCACCCGCGCAGGAAGUCGUCGAAGCUUUCGGAGUCGCAAGAAAUCGAUGGGCACGCUCAGGAUUCGGGGGAACAACCCAGCGAUCAACGUCAUGCUGGGGACAAUACGCAUUUGGAUUCUCUCAUAGGUGCCAUUGGGAGGGACAACUCAAUCAGCUGUCUCAUCCGCUGCUCGAGAUCUGAUUAUGGUUCCAUAGCCCUGUUGAAUACCAGCUUUCGGAGUUUGAUCAAGAGCGGCGAGCUUUAUAGGUUGCGUAAGCAGUACCGCGUGAUUGAGCACUGGAUAUAUUUUUCUUGCCAUUUACUCGAAUGGGAAGCUUUUGAUCCUAUUCGCGGUCGGUGGAUGCAUUUGCCCAGAAUGAUCUCCAAUGAAUAUGUCAUAUUUCCUGAUAAGGAAUCCUUAGCAGUGGGUACAGAGCUUCUGGUGUUCACUAAGGAUAUGACAAAUUCGCAUGUGAUAUACAACUAUAGCCUUCUAACAAAUUCAUGGACUUCUGGAAUGAGUAUGAAUGCUCCUAGAUGCUUAUUUGGGUCUGCGAGCCUCGGGGAGAAAGCAAUACUAGCUGGCGGUUGUGAUUCACAGGGGAACAUUUUUAACUCUGCAGAGAUGUACAAUUCCGAGACUCGGCAGUGGUUACCUCUUAAUAACAUGCACACACCCAGAAAGAUGUGCUCGGGAGUGUUUAUGGAUGACAAGUUUUACGUGAUUGGUGGGAUUGGUAGAAAUGAAACGGGUCAGCCAAGAGUUCUCACAUGUGGGGAAGAGUAUGAUCCAAGGACACAAACUUGGACCGUAAUUCCUAAUAUGUCGCCUGUGAGGGGAGGUCCAGCGAGGGAGGCCGAGGUGCCUGCAGCAGCGGAAGCACCUCCUCUAGUUGCAGUGGUUAACAACGAACUGUAUGCAGCUGAUUAUGCUGACAUGGAGGUGAGAAAGUAUGAUAAGGAGAGGAAGGUGUGGUUUACAGUGGGGAGAUUGCCUGAACGUGCAGACUCAAUGAAUGGUUGGGGAAUUGCCUUCAGGGCUUGUGGAGAUAGUCUUAUCGUCAUUGGUGGACCUAGGACGCCAGGUGAAGUUUUCAUAGAGAUCAAUUCAUGGGUUCCAAGUGAAGGCCCUCCGCGUUGGAACUUGCUCGCAAGAAAGAGUUCGAGUAACUUUGUGUAUAAUUGUGCCGUGAUGGGAUGCUAAACAGUUGGAUAUUUUAGCAUCUUGUGUACUUUAGCAGUUCCUCCCUCCCAAGGGUUGUACAAGAUCGGCUUCUCCUUCAACACAGGAUUCUUGCUAACGGGUAUUUUUCCCCUCUUUCUUUUUAUUUCUCUUCCCCAUUGGGACUAGGGAAGAACGGGGAAUAAUUUCAGAUUUCCUUCUUCAAGAAUUAUAGAAAUUUUUUUCCCAAAAGAGGAGGUCAUGAUUUCACUUUCAUCUUCAAUACAUUAAGUUUCAUUUCCACCAUUGAGUCAGUAUUUUCCUCCUUUCUUGUAAAGUUUGGAAUAUCUAAUCGUCAGCAAUCUUUUAGCUGCUA